Messenger RNA from Helobdella robusta, 2523 nucleotides. RefSeq lists its product as hypothetical. Gene Ontology annotation, biological process: xenobiotic metabolic process. The record is from RefSeq and is a predicted model, not a curated record. The coding region runs from base 215 to 2050 and encodes 611 amino acids. Lineage: Eukaryota; Metazoa; Annelida; Clitellata; Rhynchobdellida; Glossiphoniidae. Gene Ontology annotation, cellular component: intracellular membrane-bounded organelle; cytoplasm. The transcript is spliced from 9 exons. Gene Ontology annotation, molecular function: oxidoreductase activity, acting on paired donors, with incorporation or reduction of molecular oxygen, reduced flavin or flavoprotein as one donor, and incorporation of one atom of oxygen; iron ion binding; heme binding.
GGGUUUGUUUGUAUCAACUAUUAAAAUAUUUACCUGAUAUUGAUAAUUAACGUUGUAGUUUCGUGUUGCAACAAUUUUUUUCUAAAACUUUUUCAUGGAUUACUUUGAAAAUUUAUCAAAUAUACUCUUAAAAAACUAAAAUAACAAAAUUCGCAUGGUAGCAAAGAGUAAAAUAAGAUACAAACGAACUUUAAUUUACUGAGCCAAAAACACGAUGACAUUUUCAUUAGCAACCCCCUCACUAUCAUCACUUUUAUCCUCCACAACAACCCCAUCCUUCAUCCUACUGACCGUGACCUUUGCACUUUCAUACUUCCUACUCUCCAAACGCCGAAAACUUCCAGCACCGAUCAUAGCGGGAGAUGGAACGACGUACAGACAUCCGCCCUGUCUUCCCACUGUUCCCAUAUUUGGAUCCAUGCCUUUCAUGCCCGCCUUUCCAACUCAGUACAAGUACUUCACUAAGAUGAGAGAGCAGUACGGCGAUGUCUUUGCUUAUUACAUGAUGGGAAAAUACCAGGUGAUCUUAAACAGUAAGGAGGCCAUACACGAAGCCUUCGUAAAGAGGUCCACAGACUUUGCCGACAGGCCCAGAGCAGGCGUCACCAACGUCCUUAAUCCAAGACAUAAAGGCAUCUUGUUUCGCAACUACGACGACAACUUCAAAAAGUACCACAAACUGAGUCUCGGCAUCAUGAAGCAAUUUGGUUUCGGCAACAGAGUGAUGGAGACGAGGAUCAUGGAAGAGAUGAAGUACUUUAUGGAGAACCUGGCCAGUUUUGAAGGUUGCGAGUUCAAUCCGACUCCCGUUGUUACAAAGUGUUCCAUGAAUAUCGUCUGCGGAAUUCUUUUUGGGAAACGAUUCAAUGAUGACGAUCCAGACCUUUCCGAUAUCAUUGCAAACAUAAGAACCAGUUUCAAUAACAUUGGAAAAAUUUUCAUGGUCAAUGCCUUCCCGUUUUUGAGACACUUUUCUUUCCACAAAAAAGCUCUACAAAGUUGUGUCGACGCACAGAACAAAAUAUUCAAAAUGUUGGAACAAAAAAUAGUCGAGUGUACAGUUGGAUUGGAGUUUGCUGAAGAACAUAUCCAUAAGGAAUCCACCACUUCAGAGCAACAGGCCGAUGAAAAUAAUUACGACAUCAAGAUAGAAAGCACCUACUACAACCACCACCAACUCCAACCGAAAGAUGACCAGGGAGAUCAACCCACAUCCAGUUUCAUUCGAAGCUACAUCGAACUCGAAGGUCCAAAUUAUGACAAGGAACAACUUCUGCAUUUCAUGCGCGAACUUUUUCUCGCAGGCACUGAAACGACAGCCAGCACCUUGGAAUGGACUCUUGUGCUGCUGGCCAAUCAUCCGGAUGUUCAGGAGAAAAUGUUUAAAGAACUUGAGAGAGUUCUUAUAGAAGAACAGCAUCAAAAAGAAUUCUCGACUCAGAAAUCUGAUGAGAACAGUGGCCAAAUAAUCAAUGACGUCAGCAAACUUGCUUCUGACUCUAAAUUAAACUGUUCAAAACUAAACACGAAUGAAAGCUUGCAUCAGUCGAAUGAGAAAGUUGUCAACUACAAAUCCUAUCUACCAUUUUUGGAGGAUAAAAAAUGUCUGCCUUAUUGUGAUGCGGUUUUCAACGAAAUAUUAAGGUACAAGCCCGUGGCACCGAUGACCUUGCCCCACGUCACCAUGAAGGACAGCCACGUGAUGGGCUUCUUCGUCCCGAAAGGAUGCACAGUGUUUGGAAACUUGCACGGAGCCCAUCAUGAUCCUCGUGUCUGGCGGGAUCCUGAAAAAUUCAAUCCGGAGCGGUUCUUGAACGAAAACAAUGAGAUGAUCGUCAACAAAGAACAUAUCGUCUCUUUUUCAUUGGGAAAACGUUCGUGCUUCGGAGAAAUUUUAGCCCGCCAAGAAUUUUUUCUUUCCCUUACCAACCUAGUUUGGAGGUUUAAAAUCUUUCCACCUGAAGGUCAAGAAAAGGUCAAUGUUGAUGACGUCAUGGACGUUACCGUCAAACCGUCGUCGUUUAAAAUUAGACUCAUUGAGAGAUUUUGAUGGAGCAUCAUCAUGUUAACAAGGCUCAUUUAAUCCUAAUUGGAUUAACACACCACUGUUAUCUCUAUUUACUAUAAAAUUUUUUAAAAACUUUUUGAUAUGUUAUUUAAAAUAACGCUUCGUUUUGUUUUUCGUUUGAUAUUUUUAAUUAAAAGAACAGAAUUUGUAAAAAGCAACUUUUAAAAAAUAUCGGAAAGUGUACUGCUUAAAUGUUAUUAACAUUGAAAAUUUUUAUGGUUGUAUUGUUAAAAAAUUUGAUAACAUUUCAAGAGAAAUUCUAUUUAAUAUUGUUAAAUAAUGCUAAUUACGCUAUACUUUGGGCUCUGUGCAUGUGCCAUGUAUCUGCGAUCAUGUCUGUCAUUUGUCAAUUAAAAUGAAGACUGAUUGACAUAAAAAAUUGCCAGUAUUGCAGACUUAAAUUUUAAAACUUCUCUUAAGUCGGUUUGUUAGUUUUUAAAUUAAAUUCAAAAUAU